Molecule: messenger RNA, 4113 nt
Organism: Petromyzon marinus (sea lamprey)
Lineage: Eukaryota; Metazoa; Chordata; Hyperoartia; Petromyzontiformes; Petromyzontidae
Product: synaptophysin-like
Cellular component (GO): presynaptic active zone; synaptic vesicle; synaptic vesicle membrane
Source: RefSeq, a predicted model, not a curated record
GAGGGAGGAAGGGGUAGGGCGUCGAGGCAAGGCUUCCGUGGUGACGUUGGGAAAAUAAAAAAAACCGAGCGAUAAGAAUUUGGCAUCCAGCGCACGGGCGACAGGGGUGGGGUGGUUUUGAGGGCGGAUUAGGGCGACGAAGCGGUGGCGAAUUCGAGACAGCAGCGUCCUCAUACACACGAAGCGCGCACACUGCCCACACAGCCACCCACUGCAGCAGCAGCAACAACAACAACCAGCAGCUAUGGAUGUGAAUCAGUUAGUGGCUCAGGGUCGUUUUCGAAUCAUCAAAGAACCCUUGGGUUUUAUCAAGGUCCUACAAUGGAUCUUCUCCAUAUUCGCGUUCGCCACAUGUAGCGGCUACACGGGGGAGCUGGGCAUCACCGUCAACUGCAAGAAUCGCUCCGAAGCCAACCCCAACGUCAUCAUCAAGUUCUCCUACCCGUUCCGCCUGCACCAGGUGUUCUUUGACGUGCCGGCGUGCAAAGGCGCGGAGGUGGAGCGCCUCUACCUGACGGGCGACUUCUCCUCGUCGGUCGAGUUCUACGUCACGGUCGCCGUCUUCGCGUUCCUCUACUCCCUCGCCGCCAUCGUCGUCUACAUCUUCCUGCAGCAGAAGUACACGGAGAACAACCGUGGACCCAUGAUUGACUUCAUCGCCACUGUCGUGUUCUCCUUCCUGUGGCUGGUGAGUGCCUCUGCCUGGGCUAAGGGCCUCUCGGACGUGAAAUCUGCCACGGACCCCGAGGAGGUGAUCUUCCUCGUGGCCGCGUGCCAGGCCGCCGUGCCGCUCGCCACCUGUAAGGAGGGCCUCGACCCCGUGACCUCCGGCCUCAGCGUCUCUGUUGUCUUCGGCUACCUGAACUUCGUGCUGUGGGCCGGCAACAUCUGGUUCGUGUUCAAGGAGACGGGUUGGUCGGCGGGCGGGCAGCCGGCCGCCGGAACCAGCGGGCCCAUGGCCGCUGCGGGACCCGGCGCCAUUCCGCCUGCAGCUGCCAAACCUGGCCUGGGCGGCGGUGUCGGCGGCGGCAGCAGCGACGCCGUAAGCUACGGGCAGGACUCGGGCUACGGGCAAGGUGGAUACGAGCAGCCCGGCGGCGGCGGGGCAGGAGGUGGGUACGGGCAGUCGGCCGGAUAUGGCCAGACUAGCCCCACCUCCUACGUCAACCAGAUGUGAUGUCGCCCAACCGCACGCUCUCCAGAUUUCGUACCGCGGGGGCAGGAAAUUAAGAGUGGUUCAUAACCAGAGGUUGCUUUCAGUGCAAACGGUGUGAGCAUGUUUUAGAACGAGCAAGCGUCUCUCAGUUGAGUGUCGCCCGAUUGGAAGCGAUCUUGCAAUAGGGCGACGGAUUUUUGUUGAAUUUUUUUUUUCGGCGGACGUGGUGAUAGGCCGCCCCUGUCGGGUUCAGGGAUUUUCCGCUGGGCCCAACUGCCGGAGGAAAUACUUUGCUCGCGAAUUAUGUUUUCUUUCUUCCGUCGGAAAGCAAAGGUGGUUGAGUGUCACGUUAUAACGCAUGUCGUACAGACGACGUAUUUAUAUAUUUCGUUUCUUCCUUGCUUUCGUCAACAAAUUGACCUCAUGGACCUCGAAGUAUCAUUUUCAAUCAGUUUUAUGAGUUAGAUUUUCUUUAUAUAUACUUUAUGUUAUUUCGGCCAUCGACAAACAUCACGAGUGGUGGUGUAAUUGUCUUUAUUUAAUAUUUCAAGUUCUGGAUGUGACUGAUAAAAAAAACACACACACACUUCUAACUCUGAUAAUUUCCUGCCCUGGCUUUAAUUUUAGGCAUGUCUAUACAAAAAAUCAUGAUCAUGUUAUGAAUAAUACAUUUUAAGAAGCAACAUAAGUCAGAAGCAGCUUUUCCCUCCACUAUUAGGCAAAGGGCACUGCAUUUUUAGCCACCUGUCCAAUGUAGCGUCAUCCGUGUGUAGACGAGGUGUGUUGGAAGUGACAGUGUGAUGACGGAUUCUAGUCUCUGGAUGUUUUAAAAAUCGAUCUGAUCCAAACACAGACAACUCAUGGGGGACAUCAUUCACAAACCGUGCGUAAAGAUCGCUGCCCUGUAUUGGAAAUUACUGCAGGGUUCAAUGCCCAAAUUAAUAAACACAUCGUAAUUUACAUAAGGUCAAAGAAAGAGCACGCUAAACUCCCCAUCAACCUCCAAACGUGUGUUUGGUGUAGAAAAAUGUUUAAAUCGCGUUACCACUAUGAUAAUGAUUUUGUCAGAUGUAAAAAAAGAAAGUAAAUCCAGACUUUAUUUUACACACGAUGUGGUUGUUUAAGAAUGUGCCACGGUUUUUGUGAAUGUUUUGGGUUAUACCUCGCAAAUGUUGUUUGUGUGUACACAAGUGCUUUUAAGAUUUUCGUUCAUAAUUUCACAAUGGUGGACAGUUUUAAGUUACAAAUAUUUGGUGCAGGUUAAUUGUGGUCGGAUCACUCUGUCUCGAGGUAUGUGCUGGUUGUCUUCAUGGAAAUCUGUGUCUUAACAUUGAAACAAAUAUUUCAUCACCUUACGUAGUAAAUACUCACCUUGAUAAAAUUUCACGUGGUUUUCCAGAAUGUAUUUAGAGAAAAAUCUUAUAUUCUUUAAGGAGUAUACUGUUAUGACAGUCGCCACAUCCCUUUGAUAAUUUCUGGAAUCCUUGUAUUUAUUUUCUAUCGCUUCCUACAAUAGAUAAAUAUUAUAAGACGUUGCACAACGUAGGCAAGGUUAUUAAAAUUGCAUGAAUAUUUUUUCUCGAAUUUAUUUAAUCUCAGCGCUCGAAUUAAUGGCAAAAAACGUAGCAUUAUUCCACAUCACCAUGGUGGAGCGAAAGUCACAUCAUAAUUCUGGAGAAAACAUUUGGUUUAUUUUUUCGCAGAGAUGAGCAGAGGUAUGUACAGCCGUUUAUUUUUUACUUCAUCGAUGGGUUUUGUCGUUCCUGUCUCGUCCAAUGCCUCUGAAUGGUGGAGAAUUGAGCACGGCUCAUACAGGGUGAGCCAUUUCUAGACACCCCGCUGGAAUAAUGGAGAAGCCGUGUGUUAUCAACACACCGUGUUUUAAUCUGGAGCCUCUGAAAUGCCUCCCAGUGAUCUCCAUCGCAACUGAAUUGUUCGCAACAGUGGAUGAAGAUGAUGAUGCGUAUACCGAGGUCAUCGAUAUCUCGCUGUCUCGUCGCGUACGCAUGCCGUCUGGGACAUUGAGCCCACUGGGAACAAUGCAUGAGGGGUGGGGGGGUGGUGAUGUUAUGUCUGGUUAACGAGGGGCCCACGCGAUUGUCAUGUGAACGCGGGGGGCCCACGUGACUGUUCCGCCUCGGCCAAUCCAACACGCAGGUAACUCCUGUUGAUCAAUCACACGCGACACAAGGCCAUGGUGGUUAGCGAUCAGUGGGGUGUCUAUGAAUGGAUCACACUUUGCAAUAGGUACGUGUCCGCCCACUCGUGUGUGUGUGUGUGCCCCUUGGCCUGUUGGUUUUGCCCGUCGGUUUUGCCCGUUACUCUGGAACCCCGCACAGAUGAAAGCCACCGGUCAGUCUCUCGUCAGCUACUUUCGCUACGCCGUUCGGGUUGCAGAAUUGUAAUUGUUCCGUGGUAACGGAUGGACUCAGUCUGCGUUUGUGCAAAAAGGCCUCGUGCUUUGUGGGUUAUCCCUGGACCAAACUGAAAUUUGUUGAACAUAUAUACACACACGUAAUGUUUGUUGUGUAUAUCUGGCAUUACACAGGCUUGGGUUAUUUCAAAUUUCAUUACAUUUUUAUUUAGGAAUAUAGCAGAGAGCGCCUCGUAUCCGUGACAGAGUAAGCCACGGUGCUACUAGAGCAGCCCUUUUGUUCCCAUCGUUCAUGAUUUUGUUAUGGAUCAGUGGAGUAAAUUCGUGGAUAACACGUUACAUGAUAUUCGUCACCCCCACACAUCACCACAAAUAAGAGGUGAUCUCCUGAACUUUAACAUUCAACGGUUGAACUUAAUACAUGUUUAUUUUACUCUCAUUAAUGAUGCACUUCGGGAUUACGGAUUGUAUUUAAUUAUUAAUGAAAGGCUCAGCCUCAAGGUCAAUACAGAACGUUGACUUGCGCUUGAGUUGUUCUGCAUCAAUAAUAUAAUAAUUUACUUACAUAUAUACUUAUUCUUCA